Molecule: messenger RNA, 2594 nt
Organism: Elgaria multicarinata webbii
Lineage: Eukaryota; Metazoa; Chordata; Lepidosauria; Squamata; Anguidae
Gene: FAP
Product: fibroblast activation protein alpha
Exons: 25
Biological process (GO): proteolysis
Cellular component (GO): plasma membrane
Molecular function (GO): serine-type endopeptidase activity
Source: RefSeq, a predicted model, not a curated record
CUGCAGAUCCAGAUGAAAGUCCUAGCUGGAGUGAUCUCCUGCCUUUUCCUGUCUUUGUUAGUUAUGUGCAUUGUAUUAAUUCCUUCAAAAGAUCAACACAAAGGAAAUAAUUCUAGGCCUUUAACAUUAGAAGAAUAUCUGGAUGGAGAUUUUAAUUACAAAACAUUUUCUCCUUACUGGAUUUCAGGAAAUGAAUAUCUUCAUCAGUCCGCAGAAGAUGAUGUAAUUCUUCACAAUGUUGAAUCUGGGCAAUCAGACAUUCUCUUGACGAACAGCACACUUAAAAAAGUGAACGCCACAAACUAUAUACUAUCAGCUGACCGUGAAUUUAUACUGUUGGAAAGCAAUUAUUCUAAGCUUUGGCGUCACUCUUAUACAGCAUCCUAUCACAUUUAUGAUCUUAUAAAUGGAGUUUUUGCCACAGAAUAUGAACUUCCACAUAACAUUCAAUAUGUAUCCUGGUCACCCGUUGGACGCAAAUUGGCUUACGUGUACCGGAAUAAUAUCUAUUUGAAACAAGAUCCCAGAGAACCUGCUAUUCAAAUAACCACCGAUGGUUAUUGGAAUGAAAUAUUUAAUGGAAUUCCUGACUGGGUUUAUGAAGAGGAAAUGCUUGCUGUAAAAUAUGCUCUCUGGUGGUCUCCAAAUGCAAUGAACCUGGCAUAUAUACAGUUCAAUGAUACUGAAAUACCAGUUAUUGAAUACUCAUAUUAUGGUGAGAAUCAGUAUCCUAGAAAAAUAACUAUUCCAUAUCCAAAGGCUGGAGCUAAAAACCCUACGGUUAGGGUAUUUGUUAUAGACACUACUAGCCCUGAAAGUUCAGCUCCGAAGGAAAUACCUGCUCCAGCCAUGAUAGCAUCAAGUGAUCACUAUGUCACUUGGAUUACAUGGGUAACAGAUAACCGAAUCUGCGUGCAGUGGCUGAGAAGGAUCCAGAACUUCUCCCUAUUAGCCAUCUGCGACUACAACAGCCACACCAGAGCCUGGAACUGCCCAGAGAAUCAGCAGCGUAUAGAAGAGAGCCACACAGGAUGGGCUGGUGGAUUCUUUGUUUCAGGUCCAUAUUUCACUUCGGACACCUUUUCAUACUACAAAAUUUUUAGUGACCAGGAUGGUUACAAACAUAUUCAUUACAUCAGAGACUCAGUGGAAAAAGCAACUCAAAUCACAAGUGGAAAGUGGGAGGCCAUAUACAUUUACAGAGUAACAGAUGAUGCAAUAUUCUAUUCAAGCAAUGAAUUUGAAGGCUAUCCAGGAAGAAGGAAUAUUUACAAAAUUGACCUUAGAAGAAAUCCUCCAACGAAGCAGUGCAUUACUUGUCAUUUAAGAAAAGAAAGAUGCCAGUACUAUGCAGCAAGAUUCAGCUUCAAUGCUAAUUAUUAUGCAUUAAUCUGUUAUGGUCCGGGCAUCCCCAUUUCUACUAUUUAUGACAACAGAUAUGACAGAGAAAUUAAAGUUUUGGAAGACAAUACGAAUUUGGAAUCUGCUCUGCAAAAAAUCAGAAUGCCUACAGUGGAAAUUAACAAACUAGAAGUGAAUGGUAUUAUUUUAUGGUACAAGAUGUUGCUACCUCCAGGGUUUGAUAGAUCCAAGAAGUAUCCUCUUCUCAUAGACGUUUACGGAGGACCUUGCAGUCAAAAUGUGAAACCCACUUUUAGUGUUAGCUGGAGAACGUACCUCACAAGCAAAGAAGGGAUUGUGGUGGCCCUUGUGGAUGGCAGAGGAACCGCCUUCCAAGGUGAUAAGAUGUUGCAUGCAGUGUAUCGAAAACUUGGAGUUUAUGAAGUUGAUGAUCAAAUCUCAGCUGUAAGGAAGUUUAUAGACAUGGGAUUUAUUGAUGAAAAAAGAAUAGCCAUAUGGGGCUGGUCCUAUGGUGGAUACGUAGCGUCAAUGGUACUUGGGUCUGGUACUGGAGUGUUCCAGUGUGGAAUAGCAGUGGCUCCUGUUUCCAGCUGGGAAUAUUACGCAUCCAUCUACACAGAACGAUUUAUGGGGCUUCCAACAGAGUCUGACAAUCUUGAGCACUACAGAAAUUCGACAGUGAUGGCAAGAGCUAAGAACUUCCGUAAUGUGGAUUACCUUCUCAUCCAUGGAACAGCAGAUGAUAAUGUACAUUUUCAGAACUCAGCACAGAUCUCCAAAGCCUUAGUCAAUGCACAAGUGGAUUUCCAGGCAAUGUGGUACACUGACCAGAACCAUGGAAUUCCAGGCCUUUCUCUUAAACAUCUCUACAUUCAUAUGACCCAUUUCCUCAAACAGUGUUUUUCCCUGCCUUAAGGAGGAGAGGUUUCCCCCUCCACAUGCCUACAUAUCAAUGAGAAUAAUUUAUGCUUUGCUAUAAAGCCAAAUUUGCUGCACAGACUAAGUAUAUUCUAAAGGAAGAGUUAGAAAGUGAGAAUUAAAGAAGGCUUGAUGUUUACAAUCUUUUAUUGACACUUGUGCAUUAGCAGAUAAUAUGACAGUUUGUUAUCGGGUACAUUUAUUUGUUAGGAAACAAAUGAAUAAAAAUAAAACUUGUAUUUUAACGGCUACACAUUUUGCUUCUUUCACCCACCAAACUUCAAAUCUAGCUUCUUCUAGAUAGAUGCAUUCCU